AUGAGCAUUGGGAGGACAACACUAGAUGUAUGGCAACAAUGGCAAGAUGUUCAUAAACAACCAUCAUCAUCGGUUGUGCAAUACAGACAAAAUAGAGUGCAAGGUAACAACUCGGUUUGGGAGAAACCGAGCGAGAUGUGGUUGAAGUGCAAUGUGGAUGUCGCGCUCCAUGAUCUCAACCAUAUUACAUCUUUUGCGUGUUGUGUUAGAGACUCCCAUGAGCAAUUUGUUCGGGCUCAAACGAAAUGGAAGCGAGCAAAUAUGACAGUAUUGGAGGGGGAGGCAGUAGCCUUACUCGAGGCCCUUCACUUUGUUGUUGCGAACACAUGGAACCGGGUUAUUUUCGAGUCCGAUUCAUCUACUCUAGUGCAAGCUCUAUCGUCUUCGGACCAUGGUGAUUCAGAAUUCUAUGCUAUUGUUUCUAGUAUUAUUGAUCAGUUAUCUUAA
Medicago truncatula (barrel medic) is the source of this 447-nucleotide messenger RNA. RefSeq lists its product as uncharacterized. Bases 1 to 447 code for a protein of 148 amino acids. NCBI's taxonomy places the organism in Eukaryota, Viridiplantae, Streptophyta, Magnoliopsida, Fabales, Fabaceae. Gene Ontology annotation, molecular function: RNA-DNA hybrid ribonuclease activity; nucleic acid binding. The transcript has a single exon. The record is from RefSeq and is a predicted model, not a curated record.